UUAUACGUAACGUUAUAUAAAAUAUAAUUUUAGAGCUACCUAAGCCUAAGUCUAUAUUUUUCAAGAUUUACGGAUUAUCAGUAAUUAAAAGUUACACUUACAGUGUAUUCUUUCAAGACAUAUUCUACCUGCUAAUGGAAUGGAAGAUCCAAAUAAUGAUACAGUUCAAGUAAGAGAUGCAGAUGGGCAAUAUUGUUGGGUAUGUUUUGCAACUCAAGAUGAAGAUAGUGAAGCUGAGUGGGUCAGACCUUGCCGUUGUCGUGGCACUACAAAAUGGGUGCACCAGAGCUGUCUUCAACGAUGGAUUGAUGAGAAACAGCGAGGAAACACCACAACUUCUGUUGCAUGUCCCCAGUGUAACACUAAAUAUAUCAUAGUUUUUCCUCCAUAUGGCCAUGUGGUGUAUAUAAUGGACCUAACUGACAGAAUGCUGUAUAAAGUUUGUCCAUUUGUUGCAGCAGGUGUUGUUGUAGGUUCUGUUUACUGGACAGCUGUAACCUAUGGGGCUGUCACUGUCAUGCAGGUCUUGGGCCAUAAAGAAGGCCUCACUGUGAUGGAGGAAGCAGACCCUCUAUUUUUGUUAGUAGGACUUCCGACAAUCCCAAUCAUGCUUAUUCUUGGAAAAAUGGUUCGUUGGGAAGACUUUGUUCUUAAAUUUUGGAGAAGACAUUGUGGAUGGCUCAAGUUAUUUUCUGGCAGUGUUUCUGCUUCAUCAUCAUACUAUGAACAACCUCCUACCAAUGGUUUUAGUUUUUCGGACCCAAUAUCAGCUACUAGAGUACUUUGUGGAGCUCUGAUGCUACCCACAAUUGCUACAGUUUUUGGUAGAGUCUUCUUUAAUAGCAUUCCCUCGAGUCUACAGAGAACACUUCUGGGAGGUAUAAUGCUUUGGUAUGUGUAA
This is a messenger RNA of Limulus polyphemus (Atlantic horseshoe crab), 901 nucleotides long. Its product is annotated as E3 ubiquitin-protein ligase MARCH5-like. Gene Ontology annotation, molecular function: zinc ion binding. The transcript is spliced from 7 exons. Lineage: Eukaryota; Metazoa; Arthropoda; Merostomata; Xiphosura; Limulidae. The record is from RefSeq and is a predicted model, not a curated record. The coding region runs from base 140 to 901 and encodes 253 amino acids.